Diaporthe citri is the source of this 1047-nucleotide messenger RNA. RefSeq lists its product as uncharacterized. Gene Ontology annotation, molecular function: S-adenosylmethionine-dependent methyltransferase activity. Gene Ontology annotation, biological process: mitochondrial respiratory chain complex I assembly. The coding region runs from base 1 to 1047 and encodes 348 amino acids. NCBI's taxonomy places the organism in Eukaryota, Fungi, Ascomycota, Sordariomycetes, Diaporthales, Diaporthaceae. The transcript is spliced from 2 exons. Gene Ontology annotation, cellular component: mitochondrion. The record is from RefSeq and is a predicted model, not a curated record.
AUGACACCGGUCCUGCCAAGAGUCCGCGCAACUCAACUCCCAGGAGUGGUUGCUUGGACACGUCGAAGCUUCGCCUCGCAGACCCCGGGAUCUCCUGUCUUUGAGGUCUUCAACAGGCGAUCGAAAUGGCUGCAGAAGGAGAGGGCUGCAGCUGAUGUCGAGGGGAGCCGGCAGGCCGACUACCUCAAGGACGAGGUGGCCAUCAGGCUCUGCGAGCGACUCCUGGAUAUCAAGCGGCACUUCCCUCGCGCCCUCGACCUCGGCGCGAAUACCUGCAGCGUCGCCCGCGCCCUCACCCGCGAGAAUCCGGACCCGGACCCGGCGAAGCCCACCUCCCCGCCGCUCGCAGAGCGCAUCAGCGAGCUGGUCGCCGCCGACUCGUCGCACUCGCAGCUGUACCGCGACGCGGACCUGCCCUUCAACGAUCACCUGGCCAUCACGCGGCAGGUCCUGGACGACGAGGAGAGCCUGCCGUUCGAGCCGGCGUCCUUCGACCUGGUUCUGAGCAGCCUCAGCCUGCACUGGAUCAACGACCUCCCCGGCGUGCUCUCGCAGAUCAACCACGUCCUCAAGCCGGACUGCCCCUUCAUGGGCGCCAUGCUCGGCGGGGACACGCUCUUCGAGCUGCGGACGUCGCUGCAGCUGGCCGAGCAGGACCGCAGGGGCGGCAUGUCCCCCCGCGUGUCCCCGCUCGCUGACGUGCGGGACGUCGGCGGCCUGCUGCAGAAGGCCGGCUUCAAGAUGCUGACCGUCGACGUGGACGACAUCAUCGUCGACUACCCCAGCACCUUCGAGCUAAUGCAGGACCUGCAGCUCAUGGGCGAGGGCAACGCCGUCCUGGGCCGGGAGCCGGGAGCCAUCGGCAGGGACGUCCUCCUCGCGAACGAGGCGAUCUACCGUGAGCUCCACGGGAACGAGAAUGGGACGAUACCUGCGACCUUCAGGAUAAUCUACAUGAUUGGGUGGCACGACUCUCCUAAUCAGGCUGAGCCUCUCGCUCGGGGCAGUGCGGAGAUCAACCUCAAGGACAUACUUGAGAAAAAAUAA